Symbiodinium natans is the source of this 528-nucleotide messenger RNA. Lineage: Eukaryota; Dinophyceae; Suessiales; Symbiodiniaceae. The record is from the annotation of a GenBank genome assembly.
AUGGGCCGCUGGCUGCUGGCGCUCGGCGCCGUGCUUGGCGCCGAGGCGCUCUCGCCAUGUGAUGACGAAGCCGGUCGGGUAUGCCCGAUGAGCCUCGGGAAGGAAAUAGGUGAGUGCCUCCAGGACCCUUCCAAGCACCAGUUGACGGACAUCGACGGCAACCCUCGCGAGCUAGAGCCUGGCGAGAAGCCACUGGAGCUCUCGGCGGGUUGCAAGGAUUUUGUUGAGGUGAACAAAGCCUGCGACAGUGAGAUCGAGCAGUUCUGCCAAGGAAUGUACUAUCAUGGCGACACCAUGACGUGCUUGACGCAGUGGACCAGCCCAAGUGAUUUAGGCAGCGGCUGUGUGGCCGCACUCCCGAAGAAGGCCUCCGGCGAUGAUGACGAGGUUGAUGCCGAGAAGGCAGCGUGGCGGGCAAAGAAGAAGGCGGCCAGGAAAGCUGCGAUGGAUGCCAUCGAGAAGGAGAAAGGUGGUGGCGAAAAGAAGAAAAAGAAAUCGAAGAAGAAGAAGGCUGACAAGGAGCUCUGA